Molecule: messenger RNA, 3033 nt
Organism: Aptenodytes forsteri (emperor penguin)
Lineage: Eukaryota; Metazoa; Chordata; Aves; Sphenisciformes; Spheniscidae
Gene: AMER3
Product: APC membrane recruitment protein 3
Exons: 1
Coding region: 16-3033 (1005 amino acids)
Biological process (GO): regulation of canonical Wnt signaling pathway
Cellular component (GO): plasma membrane
Molecular function (GO): phosphatidylinositol-4,5-bisphosphate binding; beta-catenin binding
Source: RefSeq, a predicted model, not a curated record
AUGUGAGGAAGCAGUAUGGAGCUCAAGAGGGGAAAGACCUUCAUAAAAUCCAGCGUGCAACAUGAGAAAGUGCCACCAGUGCACACAGUUCCUAUCAACAAAGAUGAUACAGGGAAAGACAAAAAGGCAGCUCUGGAGGGAAACCAAAGUGUAGCUGAAGUCCAGCUGGCAUGUUUGGCCACGCACAAGAACUACAGAUUUUCAACCAGAACAGCGAGGAAUGGGGCUGGUGACAACUGCCUGGAAAAAUCACCUGGGUCCUCCUACAAACUCGUAAGGAAGAGUAAAACCCAUGACUGUGUUACUGAGGCAGACAAAACAGAGGACUGCAGCCCCAGCAGCAUGAUUUGUGAGGAAGGUUUUUCUGGAAAGGGUAAGGGCCGACUUGUCAAUAGCAUCAGCUUUUCAGGGAUGUCCAGCUCCAGCAGUAAGAAAGAGUGUGUGGUCAGCCCCAGCCAGUCUGCAUGCAGCAGUCAGAUGAUCGAUUACAGGAACUUUGUGCCACAGAUGCCUUUUGUACCAGCUGUCGCAAAAACCAUUCCCAGGAAGAGGAUUUCCCUCAAGAGAUCUAAGAAAGGGCUCAGAGAUAUAUUUCAUAUAAAAAAAAAUAAACCAGAGAGCCUCACGUUCCUGGUUGAGAAGGACAAGAAUCUGUCCUCUCCAGGCUGCAAGAGUGAGUUGUCUGGGCGUCUUGCAAAGUAUCUUUUCAAAACCGGAGAAACAUUUGCAGCUGAUUGCUUGUCACAAGACUGCUCAGACAGUGAACUGCAGUCUGACUCUUCCUAUGACUGCUGCAACACCCUGUGUGAAGAUGUUGCCUCGCUGAAGAGCUUUGAUUCCCUCACUGGCUGUGGGGAAAUUUUUGCUGAUGAGAGCUCUGCUCACCUGGAGCUGGAGAACAGCAAAGAAGUUCUGCUGAGACGAAGCAAGUGCAAAGACAGCCCCGUCAUGGGCUCUUUCCAAGGGGGGGUGGAGCAGCUGGCCUCUCCUGGCCAGAAUGAGACUGUUGAAUUUGCAAAGUUUUGGGACAACAUCAACAAAUCAGUGAGGCUACAUCAGAGCGCUCUGUUCGAUAAGAAGUUACUGAAGAUACCUGGUCCUGAGGUGGAAAAGGCUACAAGCCAGGCUGCUACAUCUGUGACAGACCCCCAAGUGUCACCUAAUAAAGAUGGUGACAAUUCCAAAGAGAGCUCCACAGAAACAGAAACGCCAAAAAGUGACAACCAGGAAUCCACAUCCACAAGUGAUGAAGGCUACUAUGAUUCAUUCUCUCCUGGGCAAGAUGAUGACAUGAAGGAAGCUCAGACCCCUGGGGUCCCAGGUAGAUUUCCAAGAGACAGUUACAGCGGAGAUGCCCUUUAUGAGCUCUUCUAUGACCCAAAUGAAGUCAAAAUAAACCCAGUCCUAGAUGAUGACUUGUGCACAUCUGAAAGCAUUUCAGAACAAGCCAUUGAAAUCCCUUUGUCCAUUUACAGCUUUCAUGUUGGAGCUGAGGAGAACAUGGCUUCCCAACCAGCUCUAGACAUUAUCAGCCAGGGUUUUUUCCACAGCACAUGGAAAGGCAAAGAAUGUUUGCUAAAGCUUUGUGAUACUGAGCUUUCACUGACCAUGGGAAUAAUAAACUGGCUGCGAAAACACUCGGGACUCAUUUCCUCCCCUGACUCUCUUCCCAGUCUUCAAUCACAGACAGAAAAGUCCAAUGAUUCAUUGAUCCCACCCAGCCCCACUCCAGAGCAGAAAGUGAGCACAGAAGCUCAGCAGGAGAAACCAAACAAGGAAGAAUCUAAUACAUUUAACCUAUGUGUGUCUUUGGAUGAAAGCAAACAUGCAACCCAGGCCUCUUCAGUAAACGUUGCUGAAAGAGACCACAGCCUGGAAUCUUGCCCUAACACAUCUAAUUUGGAUUUCCAAGGAAAUGAAGGGAGUCACCACAAGGAUUCAUCUACAGUGCCUGGGACUGUAGAAGCCACCAGAGCAUCAAGUUAUGCACCACAAUCACAGGCUAACGGAGACAAUCUGCAGACAUCUUCAACUGAGAAUAAGAAGGUGACAAUUUCAGAAGGAUGCGAGACAUCCGGAGAUAAAAACCCACAGCCAGAAAAGCUGAACAGAGAGAGUGGCUCUCAGAGCUCUGAAAACCCUUUGUUAGAUGAUAAUCACGAAGUAGAAUCAUGUUACUCCUACAAGACUGCUGCGACCUCACUCUUGGAUCCCCUUGAGAGGGAGGACAGAAAUAAACCAAUGUAUCACACUCUCUCUAUUUCCUGUGACAAACCGCUGCAGCCUCUUGCUCUCAGACGCUUCCAGAGCUACAUUAGCCCCACACCAACAGAGGACAGCACUAACAUAGUGCAGCUCUUAGAGCGCUGUGUAACACAAGUGGCAUCAUUAAAAAUCAGCUAUGAAAACAAGCACCUCGAAGACAGAUGCAUUGGGAAUGAAAUUAAUAAUAUCAUUCGUAAGAUAUCUCAGUACAAAAACAAGUUAUUGUUACAAAAUGAAUGCAACUGCAUUGCCCAAAAUCCAGAAUGCUCCAGUAUUCCUAGCACAAACCAAUACAACUAUGAGACAAGUUUCCAAUCCAGCAGUCUGUAUAAUUUGAAGCAAAAUGUGGAGCAAAUUUGCUCUGAAGAUGAGAAAAGUAGAGCAAAAAUCCUAGAUGAGGUUACUAGAAGCAAGAUAAAUUUUGAAUAUGCCCAGCUAAAUAAUCAAGCGCUCUCCUAUUUAAAAGACUUUACAUUUGAUCUUAGUCCAAGUGACUCUGCCCCUGCUACAACUCUUAGUAGACCAACAUUUUUACCUCUCUUUAACUCUGUCUGCUCAGACAUACCUGCUACCUUGUCGCAAGCUUCAUACAGCACCACCGUCUCUCCAGCUGACUCGCUGCAGUCUAAGGAGGCCGCGCAGUGCAGCCCAGGGCCGUGGAGUUAUGCAGAGACCCCCUGCAGGGGCCUGGCUGGAGGAAGCGCUCUGUCCCCUCACCCAGAGGCAGCAACCCUGGACACAGCAGUGACAGGGAGGAACCACCAGUAA